AUGUCUUCUCCUCCCUCUACUCGGCCAUAUCGGUCAAAACGUCAGCGACCCUGUGAUCAAUGCCGGGCGCGCAAGCUGGGAUGUCAAACAGAUGGCGGAGCCUGUCAACGAUGCCGCUCGGCCAAGUUGGAUUGUACUUUUGAUAAACCUCCACCGAAAAGGGCCCGAAAUUCGGCUGUUCCCUUCGUGAGCGUCGAAACCACGCUUGCAUCGACAUACAACAGCGACUUGACUCGCGAAUCCAGCGUGGGUGGAUCCCAAGAACCGCGAUUCCCUUCCCUGGGCCUGGAUCAAAGUAAUGGCUUGUCCCCAGGCUCCGGUAUUUUACCAUCCGGCCGACCACCGGCCCAAUUUGUCCAGAGCAUCGAUCAACUGGAAAACGGCCACGCUCAGCUUUUCGGCGCAUCCGCCGAAUCAGACCCGUGGUUGUUAAGGCACUGUUGCUUUGACGAUUCUGGGAUGAAGCACUUUUAUAAGGUGCAUUUUCGCAAUGCUGGAGGCGUGCCGACUGCCCAAAGGAUCCCAGUACACUUCAUGAUCUCGGCUGACGAGCUCACGACAGCUAUCAAGUUUGAGACUAGGGCUGGUGCUGGCGAUGUAACACGCGAGCGUCUGAAUUAUCUAGUCCCCCCGGAGUACGGAAGGAGGCUAGUUGGUUUAUUUGUCAAGUAUGUGUUUCCUGCUCUGCCGAUCAUCUCUCGUUCCCAGCUGGGGUUGACUACAGCGUCAUACCAGCUGCCAGAAAUAUCAGCACUAGACAAGGUUCCUAUCCAUUUGCUUGCGGCAAUUUACGCAUCGGCCUUCCAAUUUGUCGCCCAUGACGAUUAUCUAUGUGUUCUGAGCACCUACCAUGCAUCCCCCGUUGAGACGCUAUGGCGCAUGGUCUAUGAACUGAUCUCUGAGGAGAUCCACAGCCCCCGCCUAGCCGUUCUACAGGCAGCCUUACUGUACAUUCAUCAGCAGCCGAGGGACGAGGCCCGCCUGACGACGGCCGACACCCCAUUUCUUUGGUCCUUUGUCGGCCAAAUCGUUGGGCUGGCUUGUUCGCUCGGCCUUCACAUCGAGUGCCGUAUGUGGGGCAUCCCGGCAUGGGAGAAGCGCCUCCGACGGCGAUUGUGGUGGGCUGUUUAUGCCGAAGACAAAUGGCGGAGUUUAUUAAUGGGCCGGCCGCCCUAUAUACACCCCGCCGAAUGGGACGUGAGUGAACUGGAUGAAGGGGACUUCUUAGUGGGCCCUCGACAAGGAUUCUCAACACUGUCCUGUGAUACUGAGAUUCCUUUCCGGUACCUCGUCAAUCUUACACGUAUCGGCGAAGAGAUUCAUGACACCUUCUACACACUACGAGCCUCGCAAAUCUUGAAUGCAAACUUCAGUACCUCGGCGGAGUUGGGUCGUGGCCUACUCGAAAAGUUGAAUGCCUGGUAUUCUUCUCUGCCGGAGACCUUUCGACUUCCUAAUUGGAGCAAGUCUGUUAAUGGCCUUGCCCCGUAUCCCACAUCAAUCCACUUUGCUUACCUGUUGCUUGUGGUUUAUGUUUACCGGGCUAUGUUGAGGCCAAUGGCACGAUCCUCCAGCCCGCCGCUCAUCUUUGAUCUGGAAGAUAUGUCGGCUACGUCACCCUUGCCUGUCAACGAGUCAAUGCUCGACUUUAUGGAUCUCCCUGAAAUUGAAUCCUUGCCAGAGAUUGCAAUAUCCGAUGAGUUCGGGACGGGCGAGGCCACUCUACAUGCGGCAGAGAAGUUGAUUUUACGGGGUUCUGGUACUCCUGGUCACGGAUCGGGUUUGCCACAAUUUCAAAUUAUCUCAUGCUGCUACUGGUACAGGCCCCAAAUGGGGCUCAUGCUACCCGAGCAAAGCAUCUCGUGGACUCAUGGUUACAUGUUCUGCGAUGCCAGAGCCAAAGUUUUCCGCUUGUCAAGCUCGGCCUUGCCCGCCUUGAUGCGCUUCACUGGGCAGGACUAA
Molecule: messenger RNA, 1962 nt
Organism: Penicillium arizonense
Lineage: Eukaryota; Fungi; Ascomycota; Eurotiomycetes; Eurotiales; Aspergillaceae
Exons: 5
Coding region: 1-1962 (653 amino acids)
Biological process (GO): DNA-templated transcription
Cellular component (GO): nucleus
Molecular function (GO): DNA-binding transcription factor activity, RNA polymerase II-specific; DNA binding; zinc ion binding
Source: RefSeq, a predicted model, not a curated record